Molecule: messenger RNA, 2670 nt
Organism: Brassica napus (rape)
Lineage: Eukaryota; Viridiplantae; Streptophyta; Magnoliopsida; Brassicales; Brassicaceae
Product: pentatricopeptide repeat-containing protein At4g21065
Exons: 1
Coding region: 713-2464 (583 amino acids)
Biological process (GO): RNA modification
Molecular function (GO): zinc ion binding; protein binding; RNA binding
Source: RefSeq, a predicted model, not a curated record
UUUGGUAAGUUAGUCUUCAUUAAGCUUCAAUGAUAGUUGUAUGAAAAAUCUUGUCAUUUACUCCUAUUGCAUUCCAUGUUUCUCAAUGUUUAACUUUUUUUUAAGAACUCCUAAAUAAGAAACUCCCAUUGGAGCAUCAAAAUGUUGGUGUCUCUUAACUAAAUCUCUUAAAUGACAUUUAAUAGUUAAAAAUGAUUAAGAGACCCAUAGUGGGUUUUUGGGUUAAUGAUGCUCUCAUAUUGCUUAAUAACAAGAAAAUUGUAGCGCAAAUACUGACCAACAGAUCUUUUCAUGAUCAAAUGGGUUUAGAGAAAUGCACUUUUUGUUUUAUGUGUCACCGUGUUUAAUCCUCACGCCAAAACCUCACGGCCGUGAAGUUCUGAUACACGGUGAGAAUCAAUCAAUAUGAGCAAAGAGAAACAGAGAAAGUAGUUCUGUUGAGACUGAGCCUGGGAAGCAAAAAACAGAGCAAUGAGAAGCAUGAGACGAUGAGAGCUUAACAAACAAUGAACCUUAAUCUAUAAAGGAUGUAUCUUUCUUCGGACAGAACAUAGCGGCGGCUGUCGAAGUUUUGCUUGGAGACACAUCAAUAAGGGUUCUGGAAAGUUAACAUCUUUUUAUAUGAUAGUGCAAUCUCCUCGAUACUAGUGUAAAUGACAACAAUGCCCACACGAAACAGAGCUCACAAACCUCUGUUCUGCUACCACUUCCAAUGUUAGACAAAUGCAUAACCCUCUUGCAAAGCUACGGCCUUUCAUCGCUCAAGAAACUCAAACAAGUCCACGCCUUUUCAAUCCGCCAUGGCGUCUCAAUCACCGACCCCGAGAUGGGUAAACACCUCAUCUUCUACCUCGUCUCUCUCCCCUCUCCACCUCCCAUGUCCUACGCGCAUAAGAUCUUCUCCGAGAUAGAGAAACCAUUCAACGUCUUUAUCUGGAACACGUUGAUCAGAGGCUACGCGGAGACUGGCGACUCCGUCUCUGCUCUUUCUCUCUUCCGCGAGAUGCGAGCCUCUGGUUUGGUGGAGCCGGAUACUCACACUUACCCGUUUCUCCUCAAGGCCGUGGCGAAGAUGGCGGAUGUUCGGUUGGGGGAGACGAUUCAUUCGGUUGUGAUACGAAGUGGGUUUGGGUCGUUGAUAUUCGCUCAGAACUCUCUGCUUCAUUUGUAUGGUAACUGCGGUGAUGUGGUUAGUGCGUACAAGGUGUUCGAUGAAAUGCCUGUGAAGGAUCUUGUUGCUUGGAACUCUGUGAUUAAUGGGUUUGCGGAGAACGGUAAACCGAACGAAGCUUUGGGGCUUUAUAGUGAGAUGAUGGGUUCGAAGGGGAUUAAGCCUGAUGGGUUCACUAUUGUUGGCUUGUUGUCUGCUUGUGCUAAGAUCGGUGCUUUGGCGUUGGGUAAGAGAGUUCAUGUCUUUAUGAUCAAAGUGGGUUUGACAGGAAACUUGCAUUCAUGCAAUGUUCUCUUGGACUUCUAUGCAAGAUGUGGAAGAGUGGAAGAAGCCAAAACGCUUUUUAGUGAAAUGGUGGAAAAGAACAGUGUCUCCUGGACUUCGUUGAUCGUUGGUUUAGCUGUUAAUGGUUUCGGAAAAGAAGCCAUUGAGCUUUUCAAGGAGAUGGAGUCAAAGGAAGGGUUGUUACCGUGUGAGAUCACCUUCGUGGGGAUCUUAUACGCUUGUAGCCAUUGCGGGAUGGUGGAUGAAGGUUUUGAGUAUUUCAGGAGGAUGAGAGAGGAGUAUAAGAUUGAGCCUAGGAUCGAGCAUUUUGGUUGUAUGGUAGAUCUGUUAGCUAGAGCCGGAGAAGUGAAGAAAGCGUAUGAAUACAUUAAGGCAAUGCCAAUGCAGCCAAAUGUUGUUAUAUGGAGAACAUUGUUAGGAGCCUGCACUGUUCACGGUGAUUCUGAUUUAGCAGAGUUAGCUAGAACCAAGAUCUUACAGCUAGAACCAAACCACAGCGGAGACUAUGUCCUCUUAUCGAAUAUGUAUGCGUCCGAGCAGCGUUGGUCCGACGUGCAGAAGAUAAGAAGUAAAAUGCUAAAAGACGGUGUAAGAAAAGUGCCAGGUCACAGCUUAGUAGAAGUAGGAAACAGAGUUCAUGAGUUUCUUAUGGGUGAUAAGUCUCAUCCACAAAGCGAGCAGAUAUACGCCAAGCUUAAAGAGAUGAGUGAUAGACUGAGAGUAGAAGGCUACGUGCCGCAGAUAUCGAGCGUGUAUGUUGAUGUUGAGGAGGAAGAGAAGGAGAACGCUCUUGUUUAUCACAGUGAGAAGAUUGCUAUUGCUUUCAUGCUUAUUAGUACACCGGAGAGAUCACCGAUUAGGGUGGUCAAGAAUCUUAGAGUUUGUGCAGAUUGUCAUCUGGCGAUUAAACUAGUGUCUAAGGUUUAUGGUAGAGAGAUUGUUGUGAGAGACCGUAGCAGGUUUCACCAUAUUAAAGAUGGUUCUUGUUCUUGUCAAGAUUACUGGUAAUGUAGAAAAGAAAUAAUUGUUUUCUACACAAAUGUUGUUUAAUGUAGGGAUUAUAUUUGUACAAUCUCCUAUCAAUGAUGUCCUAAAGACUCCUAACUAAAGCAAUUGGUAGGCUUCAGCAUUUUUGUGACUAAAUUCAGUUUUUUUUUAUAUAUGAAUUCAAAAUAAGUUUGAAUCCAAUAAAUUUUGUACAGUUACAAAUUAUA